AUGGACGACGUCGAAGCCGCCUCGGCGGCCACACCCGUGCAAGUGAAAUUCACGGGCAUCACUCUAGACGUGAAAACCGGCAAAGACCAAACAAAGCGCAUCUUAGAUGAUGUUUCGGGCCACUUCGGCCCCGCCGAGAGCGUCGCCGUCAUGGGUCCGAGCGGCAGCGGCAAGACCACGCUGCUCCUCUGCGUCUCCGGCGCCGCGGCGCCGACGAGCGGUCGUGUCGAAGUGAACGGCGCGCCGUUCGACGCCGGGACGAUGCGGCGCGUCGCGUCCUUCGUGCCGCAGGACGACCUGCUCACGCCCUGCCUGACCGUGGAAGAGUCGCUGCGGGAGGCGGUCCUGUUCAAGACGGGCCACGCUGCGGAUUCGCUGGAAUGCGACCAAAAGGUGAACGAGCUCGCGGAGCGCUUCGGGCUCGUGGACUGCCUUUCCACACCCGUAGGCCGGCCGGGCGAGGGAAAACGAGGAGCAUCAGGGGGCCAGCGGCGGCGCCUGUCCGUCGCGCUGGAGCUCUGCGGCGACCCCUCGUUGUUUCUGGACGAGCCCACCAGUGGCCUGGACGCCGUCGCGACGAUGUCGCUCGUGCGGUCGCUGCAAGCGCUCGCGAGGCGCGGCGUGUGUUGCGUCGCGGUGAUCCACCAGCCCUCGGCGGCGGCGUUCUUCGCGUUCGAUCGCUUGCUGCUGCUACGGGCGGGCGGGUCGCUGGUCUACGAAGGACCCGUCGCCCCGGGCGCCCAGCCCGCGAAGAUGCUCGCGGACAUCGGGCGGCCGGUCCACGAGCUCGCAAACCCGGCGGACGCGAUGUUCGACGCUCUUACGGAGGAUCCCGACGCGCUCACGAAGGCGGCUCCCGAAGCACCGCCGCUGCCGCCACCGCCGCCGCCUAUUUCAACGUCGGGCCCGCGCUACGCGCUCUCGCUGCCGGGCCAGAUCCGGGCCCACUGCGUGCGGAACGCGCGCGCGAUGGUCAGGGAACCGAUCUUAGCGCGCAUGCGCAUCGGCUCCGCGGUGGGCGUCUCGAUCGUGUUGUCGAUUCUGUAUGGCGAAUUGGACUCAAAUUUCGAAGGCAUCAACAGCACGAUCAGUCUGCUUUUAUUUACGAUGGUCUUCCUCGCCCUGACGAGCGCGCUGCCCGUCGUGCUGAGCGUGCUGCCGGAGAUCCACGUGACCCAGAAGGAGGUGCGGAACUGCUGGUACCGGCCCACCAGUUACACUCCCGCGAAGUUCAUUGUCGAGACGCCCCUACUCGUCAUACCGCCUUUGCUCUACCUGGCCAUCGUGGGCAACGUGACGGGCCUCACGCGCGGCAACAACGGUGCGCGGUUUAUACGGGUCUACCUCGCGUGCCUCGCGACGGUGGUAUGCACGAAUUCGUGGUCAUUCCUCCUGUCCAGCGUCGCGCCGACGAUGCAAUUGGCGGUGCUGAGUGCUCCCGGUUCGAUCAUGCCCAUGAUGCUGCUGUCGGGAUUUUUCGUGAACCAGCGCGACAUGACGUGGGUAUUUAGAUGGGCGACUUAUAUCGACUACCUGAACUACGUCUGGCAGGCGCUCGCGAUCGCCGGGUUGCAGGAUCGAACCUACAACGCGCCGCCGGGCGCGGUUUGGACACGGGCGAGCAGGUCCUCAAAACGAGGUUGAAGCUGCCCGACUACACGGGCAGCUGGAAGAAGAACUACUGGGUGAACAUCGGCAUCCUGGCCGGAU
This is a messenger RNA of Pelagomonas calceolata, 1710 nucleotides long. NCBI's taxonomy places the organism in Eukaryota, Pelagophyceae, Pelagomonadales, Pelagomonadaceae. The record is from the annotation of a GenBank genome assembly.